GAGGAAGUGACGAAAUGUGUGCGGAAGUUGGCAUUUAGCGCCAAAGUUGAGCUGGAAGAGGAGGAAUCAUGGAUGUUUCUCGCAAGAUAAAGACUAAGGUUUCUUGCGGCUUCAAGAUGAGAGGGUUCAUUCUUCGACCUGAAGCCAGCAGGUACCUGGUGGAGGUUCUGGAGUCAGUGGAUCCCUCUGAACUUGAUGAUGUUGUUGAGAAGGUCCUCGAUGCAGUGGAAAAGCAGCCAUUGUCUUCUAGUAUGAUCGAGCUGUCUGUGAUGGAAAGUGCCGUGCAGGACUGCACCCAAGCCUGUGAUGAAACCAUAGAUAAUGUAUUCAACAUCAUCGGAGCGUUUGAUGUGCCCAGAUACAUCUACAGUGUGGAGAGGAAGAAGUUUGUACCCAUCAGCAUGACGAGCCAUCCGACCCCCAGUCUGUGUGGUCUGGCCAAAGAUAAAGCUGAGCUUUUCAGGGAGCGCUACACAGUCUUACAGCAGCGUACGCAUCGCCAUGAGCUGUUCACCCCGCCGGCCAUCGGGUCCGCUGUGGAAGAAGGUCAAAACAAGUUUCAGCUGAGGACGGUCGAAGCGUUGCUUGGCAGCACAGCUAAACUGGGAGAGGUGAUUGUACUGGGAAUGAUCACACAACUAAAAGAGGGUAAAUUUUACCUGGAGGACUCGAGUGGAACAGUCCAGCUGGACAUGUCCAAAGCACAGUUUCAUAAUGGUUUGUACACAGAGUCCUGCUUUGUACUGGCGGAAGGUUGGUACGAGGACUCUGUGUUCCAUGUCAACGGCUUUGGAUUCCCACCAACAGAACCUUCGUCGGCUACAAGGGCAUACUACGGCAACAUAAACUUCUUUGGAGGUCCAUCCACCACCUCAGUAAAGGCCUCCUCCAGGCUGAAGCAGCUGGAGGAGGAGAAUGAAGAUGCCAUGUUUGUGAUCGUCUCCGACGUCUGGCUGGAUAGCGUCGAGGUGAUAGAGAAGCUCAACAUCAUGUUCUCAGGAUAUGCGGCUCUGCCUCCCACCUGCUUCAUCUUUUGUGGAAACUUUUCUUCUGCUCCUUAUGGGAAAAGUCAGAUGAAAUCCCUCAGUGAGUCACUGAAGACCCUUGCUGAUGUUAUAUGUGCAUAUCCCAGCAUUCACAGCAGUAGUCGCUUUGUGUUUGUUCCUGGUCCUGAAGAUCCUGGUCCGGGCACCAUCCUGCCCAGGCCUCCGCUGGCAGAUCACAUCACAGAGGACUUCCGGCAGAGGGUGCCUUGCUCUGUGUUUACCACCAACCCAUGCAGGAUUCAAUACUGCAGCCAAGAGAUCAUCAUCAUGAGAGAAGAUCUGGUCAACAAGAUGUGCAGAAACUGCGUCCGGCUGCCCAACAACAACCUUGACAUUCCAAAUCAUUUCGUGAAGACCAUCCUGUCCCAGGGUCAUUUGACCCCUCUUCCUCUGUACGUCAGUCCUGUUUUCUGGGCCUAUGACUACUCCCUGAGGGUCUACCCCGUGCCUGACGUCAUUGUCUUUGCAGACAAGUACGACCCGUUCACCAUCAGCAGCACUGACUGCCUGUGUGUCAACCCGGGCUCGUUUCCUAGAAGUGGCUUCACAUUUAAGGUGUACUACCCGUCCAACAGAACUGUUGAGGACAGCAAACUUCAAGGGCUUUAAAGAAAAUAUUGGACCUGCCUGUUCUGUAUAUCCCCUGUGUAUAAUAAUGCAUGUUGAAUGUCACUAGUAAUUAAAUACCUGUUUUUAUGCGUUUAGUGUGUCCUAAAUAAAGGUUUUAUUCUUUGUAUUUAA
This is a messenger RNA of Girardinichthys multiradiatus, 1787 nucleotides long. RefSeq names its product polymerase (DNA directed), epsilon 2 (gene pole2). Gene Ontology annotation, molecular function: DNA binding. Bases 69 to 1655 code for a protein of 528 amino acids. The record is from RefSeq and is a predicted model, not a curated record. Gene Ontology annotation, biological process: error-prone translesion synthesis; DNA-templated DNA replication. Gene Ontology annotation, cellular component: epsilon DNA polymerase complex. Lineage: Eukaryota; Metazoa; Chordata; Actinopteri; Cyprinodontiformes; Goodeidae. The transcript has 19 exons.